AGUUAGAAUCCCGUUUGCUCUAACGCAUCCCGCAUCGUGACUGUCCGGUUGACCAGUGUAUACUACAGACAUAAUGGCCAAGCUUGUCUACGUUGUUCUUGCCCUGUGCAUCGUUCAGGGUUCCUUUGCAUUCGUCCGUCGUGACGCUCCGGCCCCACCGGCUGAAGAAAACAACUUCUUCAAGAACUUGUUCGAGGUCGGCGGCAAGAUCCAGGAGGCGUUCGUCGAGACGCAGCAGAGUGUGCUGAAGUCGCUCGGUUUCCAGUCGAACGAUGAGGUCGUGCAGACGAUCCAGAAGAACACCAACCAGUACGUCGAGCAGCUCCGCACCGUCCAGGGUACGAUCGAGGCGGAGGUGAAGAAGCACUCGGACAUCUUCGAACCGCUCGUGAAGGACCUAAAUGCCAAGCUGGCCGAAACGACCGCCACGCUGUCCCAGCAGAACCCGGAGGUAGUGCAGAAGGCCAAGGAGUACCAGGAGCAGGUCCAGGCGAACCUGCAGUCGCUCGUGUCCGAGGCGCAGAAGACGGUUGAGAAGCUGAAGGAGGAUACCCGCGCACCGAACGAGGAGCUCCAGAAGGCGCUGAAGCAGAUCUACGAUUCGACGUUCGAGACCCUCACCAAGACGGUCAACGAGCUGAAGCCAAAGAACUGAACUUACGCAGGGAAGGAAAGUCUCUCUUGUGGAGGGGAGUUGAAAUUUGUUAAUAAAAACUAA
This is a messenger RNA of Anopheles coustani, 718 nucleotides long. RefSeq names its product apolipophorin-3-like. Bases 74 to 655 code for a protein of 193 amino acids. The transcript is spliced from 2 exons. Gene Ontology annotation, molecular function: lipid binding. The record is from RefSeq and is a predicted model, not a curated record. NCBI's taxonomy places the organism in Eukaryota, Metazoa, Arthropoda, Insecta, Diptera, Culicidae. Gene Ontology annotation, biological process: lipid transport. Gene Ontology annotation, cellular component: extracellular region.